CAAGUGAUUAUUUAACAUCAAGUGAUCUUAUUCAGAUAAUAUGAUGAUUCUAUAGAACAUACGCAAACCAGUACUUUGAUCUUUAUUAUUAUUAUUUAUGUUUGCUAUUAUGUGAUAAUUUCUUAUUUUCGUUAACAUUAUUUUCGCACCAAUGAAGAGCAGUUCUUUUUAUGCUUAUGGGUUAUUAUAUAUAACUAGUAUACUGAACAUAAACUGUUAUGAUAAUAAUCCACUGCCUUCUUCCACAUUAUUAUUAUAUUCUACAACAACAGAUAUCCGUAUAGUAAACAUAACUAAACCAAAAUUUAAACCUACAAUUUUAAUAAAGAAUUUAACUGAUGGAGCUGCUCUUGAUUUUCAUUAUGGAAAUAAGAAGAUCUGUUGGACAGAUCAUGGUUUGGAAAGUAUACAAUGUGUGGGUUUUAAUUCUACUGCUAUUGAUGACAACAUUGAUAUAAUUGGAACUGGAAUUUUGUCACCUGAUGGCUUAGCUUGUGACUGGUUCACAAAUAAGUUGUAUUGGACUGACAGUGAUACAAAUCGAAUUGAGGUGGCUUCAAUUGAUAAGAAAUAUCGAAAGGUACUAUUUUGGACAGAUAUGGAUCAACCUAGGGCAAUUGCAUUAGAUCCAAUGCAAGGUUUAAUGUUUUGGACUGACUGGGGUGAAAUACCCAAAAUAGAAAGAGCAAGUAUGGAUGGGAAUGCAACCAGUCGCCAGAUAAUAGUGUCUGAGGAUAUAUUCUGGCCAAAUGGAUUAACAUUGGACUAUGAAAAUAAAUUUAUUUAUUGGAUAGAUGGUAAAUUUCUCUUUCUGAAAAAAAUGGACUAUGAUGGCUAUAUAUCUGAAAAAGUUAAAGAUGGCCUUGAUUAUCCUUUUGCAUUAACACAAUUCCAUAAUAAAUUAUAUUGGACUGAUUGGAAAAAAUGGUCAAUUUUCGUAUAUGAUCAUAUUACGUCAAGUUUAAAAAAUACAUCUAGAGAUCCAAAAGAAUUGUUGCAUUCUGAUGUAGUACCCAUGGAUAUACAUGUAUGGGAUCCUAAUAGACAGCCAAUUCGUGAGCAUGCAUGCGAAAAAAAUAAUGGUGGCUGUUCUCAUUUAUGCUUACUAUCUUCCAAUUAUCCAUAUUUUACAUGCGCUUGUCCAAUUGGCAUUAAAUUAUUAAACAACACCACUUGCGCGAAUGAACCGCAGGAGAUGCUUAUUUUUGCGCGCCGAUACGAAAUGUGCGUAAUUUAUUUAGAUUCUCCAGAUUACACAUAUAGAGCUCUAAACUUGACAAGUAUGAAAUUCAGCAUUGCUGUUGAUUACGAUCCACUGGAAGGUUUUAUAUAUUGGACAGACACAUCUAUCAAGAAGAUACAGAAGGCUAGGUUAGAUGGAUCAGAACAAACUGAUGUACUGUCAUUUGAAAUUGAUUCAUCUGAUGGAAUAGCUAUUGAUUGGGUAGCCAGAAAUAUAUAUUGGACUGACAAUGGUUUAGAUAGAAUUGAAGUAGCAACUUUGAAUGGAAAAUACAGAAAAGUUAUUAUAAGUGAUGGUUUACUGAAUCCUAGGGCUGUCGCAGUUGACCCUCACUUGGGAUGGCUAUUUUGGUCAGAUUGGCAUGAAAAGAGUCCGAAAAUUGAACGUGCCAAUAUGGAUGGAUCGGAGCGUUUUAUAUUAGUGUCUGAUAAUCUGGGCUGGGCUAAUGGAAUUGCAUUGGAUUUACAAAAUAUGAAAAUAUAUUGGUGCGAUGCGAAAAAUGAUAUAAUAGAAUUUGCAAAUAUGGACGGUACUGAUCGAAGAGUUCUAGUUAAUGAGAAUAUACCACAUCCAUUUGGCUUUACCUUGAUGGGUGAUUUCUUAUAUUGGACUGACUGGCAGAGACGAACUAUUUCCCGAGUGCACAAGGAAACAGGAAGUAAUAGAGAGACAAUAGUAGAACAAUUACCAAAUAUAAUGGGCCUGAAAGCAAUAAAAGGAGAUUAUGGAAACGAACGUAUUACAGAUAUUAAUCCAUGUGGCAAAAAUAACGGGGGUUGUUCUCAGAUUUGCUUAUAUUUACAUAAUGGUACAUUUACAUGCGUUUGUCAAAUAGGUUACGAGUUGCUCAAGGACAAACGUAAAUGUGUAAUCCCAGAAUCAUUUUUAUUAUACGCUAAACAUGAUGGCAUAGCUAGAGUCAGCGUAGAAAAUGAAGAUAAUGAUAUCCAGUUGCCAGUAACUGGUGUGAAGAAUGCGAGCUCCAUAGAUUUCGACAGAAAUAACAUGAGAAUAUAUUGGAGCGAUGUAAAGCAACGCACAAUAAUGAGAGCCUAUGUGAACGGGUCCGAUCCGCAAAAGGUAGUUGAGUUAGGUUUAAUUUCACCCGAGGGUUUGGCAGUUGAUUGGGUAGCUUUCAACAUAUAUUGGGCAGAUCCUGCUGCUCAUAAAAUAGAAGUUGCGAGGUUGGAUGGUAGCAGUAGAAGAGUCCUCUUAUGGGGCGAUCUUAAUGUGGAGCCACACAGCAUCGCGAUUGACCCACAAGAGGGUUAUAUGUAUUGGACGGAGUGGGCUCCAUUAGAAAGACCAAGUAGUUUAAAUAGCAUAAAGAAGGCUGCUAUGGAUGGAAGCAGGGCAAAAAUAUUGGUGGUAAAGACAGAUUUUGCAAUUGGAUUAACAUUAGAUUAUGAAAGAAGAAGAAUUUAUUGGGUUGAGCCAAAUACACCAAACAUUUUAUCAUGUGAUUUAAAUGGUUUAAAUAAGCAAGCAAUAUCAAAUAAGAUGAUAUUUAGGCCAAAAGGAUUGACAAUGUUCAAGGAAUUUAUUUAUUGGAUUGAUGAGUUAUCUGUGAAUAAAGUUGAUAUUAAGCGUGUAAAUAAGAAUAACAUCAGUAGUAUAACAAAAAUACAUUCUUUUGUUGAGCCAAUCAGUGAUUUAUUGGUGAUUUCUAAUAGCAAGCAAAGAAAAGUGUUUAAUCAAUGUGCAGUGAAUAAUGGUGAUUGUUCUCAUCUUUGCCUUGCAUUACCGAGUGCUAAUUCUGAUGAAAAAUUAAGUUAUACGUGUGCCUGUCCUACGCACUAUGUUUUGCAAAACAACACGUGUUUGCCUCCUAAAAGUUUUAUGAUUUAUAGCCAUAAAAAUUUAGCUGUACGUCUUCUACCAGACACAUCUGAAUGCGUUGAAGCUGUGUUGCCCAUCCAAGGUCUUAGAAGCGUUAAAGCCAUUGAUUUUGAUCCAAUUUUACAAUUCUUAUAUUGGGUGGAAGGUAAAACGAGAAGCAUAAAAAAGGCGAAAGCUAUAGGAACUCAUGUAUCUACUGUUGUUCCAUCUCAAACGGGAGUUGUUAAUCCAGUAGAUAUAGCAUUAGAUGCCCUAGGCCGAUUAUUGUUCUGGUCUUGCAGUAUUCAAGAUGUCAUUAAUGUAACGAGAGUUGAUAAUAGUUCUAAUGCCGGAAUUGUUGUUAAAGCAGCAGGUGAAAAGCCUCGUUUAAUUGUGAUUCAUCCAACAAAGCGUUUAUUAAUUUAUACCAAUGUUGGAGUAACGCCGCAAAUAAUUAGAACAAGAAUGGAUGGAUCUCAUAGAAUUGUUAUAUCGCAGAGUUCCAAUGUAGCAGCCUUGGCUGUUGAUAUAGAAAAUGAUUUGGUGGUGUGGGCGCAGGGUCAUAGUAUACACGUAUGCAACAUUGAUGGAGAUAAUAAUCACGUUAUUCUCAAAGAUAAUACUUCAAAGUUGAGUCAAUUGACGGUACACGCUGGUUGGCUGUAUUGGUUAGAUAAAGAAAAUUUACAAAGACUCGAGUUAAAAACUGGUGGCUCGCGGUCCAUUGUUAUCGAGAAAGAUAUUGACAUUUUAGACUUAAUUUCAGUAUCCGAGCUUGAUAAAAAUCAUUCUUGCGCACAGAUGCACCAACAAAGGUGUUCUCAUUUGUGUAUAUUCAACGGUACGAAUGCAAUUUGCGCGUGUCCGCAAGGUCUGGCUUUGCAAGACGAUAAACGAACAUGUACCGCUUUACCAGAUUGCGGUUCAGAGUUCUUUACAUGCAGUGCACAAGCGCCUGGUAACAAGGAUUGCAUACCGAGUUCAUGGAAAUGUGAUGGCCAAAUGGAUUGUCAGGACCAGUCUGAUGAAAUGGGAUGUCCAGCAUGUCGAAGUGAUCAAUUUCGAUGCCAGAAUGGAGACUGCAUCGACUACGCUUUUGCAUGCGACGAUUUUCCGCAUUGCAGAGAUAAAUCUGAUGAGAUUCAUUGCUGUAAACAUUCGCACGAAUUUCAAUGUCCACGGACAGAUGUUUGUAUACCGAUUUCCUCAUUGUGCGAUGGUAUUGAGCAAUGUGCAGAUGGCGAGGAUGAGAAAAAGAGUGUCUGCCUCGAAGCUAGUCGAUACGUAUCGACUGGAAUAAUGGGAUUAUCAAGCUUGCUCUUUUGGAUCUUUAUUAUUGUAUUAUCGGUGGCUACAGGCAUUGGCGUGUUUUGUUAUAUUACAAGAAAAAUGAAUGUUGAUACUAAUAUUGAUCAAUCCGAGGAUCCUUUGAAUCCGAGCCAUAUCAAUAAUCCACUGAAAAAUGCUAGUCAAAAACUUCGCAAAGGUAUUCCAGAUGUAGUACAUAUGUCGAUGUUGAAUGGUUCGCAAAUAUCUAAUUACGAUAGAGAUAACAUCACUGGUGCGUCCAGUACAAAUGGAUCUAGUUCAUUAUCUUAUCCUAGAGAAACUUUAAAUCCACCACCGAGUCCGGCUACCAUAGUUACCAGUUCAAGAGCUAUUUCUCCUUCCGCCAGAUAUAAACCAUACAAACAUUAUAGAUCUAUAAAUCAACCACCACUGCCGACACCAUGUUCUACGGAUAUAUGUGAUGAAAGCGAUUGCAAUUAUACCAUUGUAAAUAGAAACCAAGACGACAGGGGAAGGUAUGAUAUUGGAAUGUUUCCUCCACCUCCCACACCACGAUCUCAUUGCAAUAGCGAGAGCUGUCCACCAUCUCCCAGUUCGCGAUCUUCAACAUAUUUUAGUCCAUUACCUCCUCCACCAUCACCUGUGGCUUUACCAUUUAGUAAUUAUAAUACAUAAUAAUGUUAAUUUGUUAUUUUUUCAAAUUAUCUGUAUAAAGAGAUUAGCUAAAUAUUUUAACUACUAAGAGAAUUGAGACUGUCAUAUAUGCCUAUAAUAUGUGCCUAAUAUAAAUAUUUUUAUUGUUUGUU
Nicrophorus vespilloides is the source of this 5157-nucleotide messenger RNA. RefSeq names its product low-density lipoprotein receptor-related protein 6 (gene arr). Bases 152 to 5026 code for a protein of 1624 amino acids. The transcript has 11 exons. The record is from RefSeq and is a predicted model, not a curated record. Gene Ontology annotation, molecular function: protein binding; calcium ion binding. NCBI's taxonomy places the organism in Eukaryota, Metazoa, Arthropoda, Insecta, Coleoptera, Silphidae.